AUGUCUUUGCAGGAGUUCUUCAAACAAACGCCGAUGCCCGUACGGGCGAGCGGGAUACUGCACGGCAGAGACGGCGGUGGUCAGGAGUUUGACAGUAGCUUCGAUGGCGGUUUUACCGCGAAUGCUACGACUCCUGGUUCGGGAAAGAAAAAGACGAACACGGUAAGCCCCUUCCGGGGAAACGAUUCGGCGUCGUUUAGUUCGUCUGUUUCGCAUCUCAUCAACGGCACGAUUGACUUCAGAGUCGGGUUUAAAGUCCUCCAAUUGAAUGAAAAGAGCACAUCGAACGUCGGGGAAAUGUUUGUCCAUUUAGAGGACACCGAGCUGGACAAACUCUACGCGAAUAAAAUCAUCAAACGAGUGGACGUUUUGUUCGGGAACGAGGCGUUAGGAAGCAUGGAGAUGUCGUCCGCGCCGUUCGUAGCUACAUUUCAAACCGAGCUGAAAGGCGUGGACGUGCUGAUUAAGAUCACGUUUCGGUCGAGUUUACAUCGACCGCCGGUGAAGUUUACGAAAUCGUUUGAGUUUUUCGAGUGCGCGGAAGGCGACGCGAGAGAGACGAUUGAACGCGUGGAUUUUAAACCGGAGUUGAUAAAGAAGAUUAUAGUGGUGAAGGGAGAGGAGAGCGGCGAGGAUGAAGACGGAGAGGACGAAGGGAGACGGACAUCCCGAGUGGCGAAGAUGUUGAGUAGUAAUAGUAGCGGGAGUAAAAAGAAAGACGCGGCGGUUGCCAAACGAAGAUUUACGUACCCGAAUAACAACGCGACGGCGACGAGUAAUAUGUUCCGGAAUUUAGAUUUGGAGAGCAAUAACGACGACGACGACGACGACGAUGACGACGAAAAGAGCGACCGAGAAGAAGAAGAGAAAAAAAGUAGCAGUGGUAGCAGAAAAAACAACAAGCAAACGCCGGCGGAUCCAAACGUGUGGACGGUUAAGGACGUCGGGAACUGGUUGGAAUCUAACAUGCUUGGUUUUUUGGUUUCUAGGUUCGCCAACUCCGCCGUGGAUGGGUACGUGUUGCUGAGGUUGACCGAUCAAGACGUUCUGAAAGAUUUACGGGUAACCUCUCACGUGGAACGAUUGAGAUUGUUUCGAAACAUCGACGCUUUGAAAGCUUCUCGCGUUCCGUUCGAAGAGAAGACUCGAUCGCUCGAGAAGGAAACGAGAGAUAAGUUGAACCGAACUACGGCGAGUACUAAUUCGUUCAACACUCCGGUAGAUUUGUUGGAAGCGGACGUUUCUUGGUUACAGUUUGUGUUACCCAUGAGGAGAUUAGCCGUCUUGAGCGGAUGGCUUUCUCACGUCGUCGAUGAAGUCAUAGAGCGAUUCAACGUGGACGUCGGGUCAAAACGUGAAACAAUCGCCGCACAGAUUAGCGUGUAUUGCGUCUCGGCGAUAAAGGCAGAGUUGGAUAUACAGGAAAGCAAUGCCGACAGGAGUAAACAAUCGACGCCGACGACGGCGAGAAAAAGUAGAAUUAGAGAAAGCUUAGAAACGGUCAAGGGGUGGUCGAAGGAAUUGGAAUUGUUCGACGACCCGAAGACGUUGGACGAGCGACAGCUGCAAAAAAACUUGAUCGCUUUGCAUUUACUUCUAAAAGAAGAAGAAGAAGAAGAGGAGGAUGUCGAAAACCACGCGAAUAAUUGGAUGAGGAGCAGUGGUGGCGCUUCAACUCCGCCGCCACUGUUGAACGCCAAGGCGCAAUCGUUCAUUGGAAGCGGAACGUCGAUGGCGUCUUUAGGGGAGUUGGAGCCGUCCUCGCGAAGCGCGUCGCCGUCAAAUGCGCAUCAUUUACGGCACGUGUCUUCGGUCAUGGAACUCGCCGAAGAGUGCGAGAUUCGAUACGAUGACAUUGAAUUCUCAACUGGCGAGGCGUCCUCUUCGAACCGAAUCGGUCGAGGCGGCUUUGGGGAAGUAUUUUUAGGUCGAUACAACGGCAGUCUCGUCGCUGUAAAAAAAUUGUUCGAAUCUCCUGUUGGGAAAGGAUUGGACGAAUUCAAGAGAGAGGUUUCGGUCUUAUCAACCUUGCGACAUCCGUCUAUCGUCUUAUGGCUCGGCGCGUGUACCGUUUCGCCAAACACCGCCAUCAUAUUAGAGUACAUGGAUAGAGGCUCUUUACACGACGUUUUGCAUCGCACGGAAGCCGUGUUGACCUUAUCUACGCGCAUUCGAUGGUCCAUCAGUAUCGCCAAAGCGAUGGCGUAUUUACACACCCACAAACCGCACGCGAUUAUCCACUGCGACUUGAACUGCAACAACGUUCUCAUCAACCGAGACGGCGCCGUGAAAGUUACCGAUUUCGGUUUAUCCAAAGUCAAGCAACACAGCAAAGCGACGAGGCAAACCGGCGUGACUGGAACGGUAUCUUACGCCGCACCGGAAGUUAUCAUCGGAAAUCAAUUCACGGAAUCGAGCGACGUCUUUUCAUACGGUGUCACCAUUUGGGAGAUUGUCGCCAGGAAGAUACCGUGGGACGGCUUGACGGAGUAUCAAAUAGUCUACCGAAUGAGUUCGGCGUUGGAUAACUCGGACACCGAAUACGCCGCGUGCGAACAACAUUUGAAAAUGAACGCAAGGAGCGACGAAGAACAAGAUCAAGAAAGCAGCACAACAACAACACCAGCAUCAUCGAUAGCAUCGACGCCGUUCCGUCCCCCGUUACAAUCCAUCUUGCGCGAUUGUUGGUUCAAGCUUCCCGAACGCCGACCAAAAAUGGGCGAUAUUCUCGUUCGGAUGAUUGAAGUACACAAAGAGGCGUGUAAAGAAGAGCGGACGAAACGACGGGAGAAAGCGAAGGAGGAGGAGGAGGUGGGAGGCGCGACGACGAAAACAAUUUAA
Bathycoccus prasinos is the source of this 2841-nucleotide messenger RNA. RefSeq lists its product with no specific name. Gene Ontology annotation, biological process: protein phosphorylation. The record is from RefSeq and is a predicted model, not a curated record. The transcript has a single exon. The coding region runs from base 1 to 2841 and encodes 946 amino acids. NCBI's taxonomy places the organism in Eukaryota, Viridiplantae, Chlorophyta, Mamiellophyceae, Mamiellales, Bathycoccaceae. Gene Ontology annotation, molecular function: ATP binding; protein kinase activity; protein binding.